UAUAAUCUGUAAACACCAGCAGCUACGAAGCUGCUGGUAUAUAAAGAUAGAUAUAAAAAAAUAAUGCAUACAAAUAUAUAACGCAUUUAAAAAAAAAUGAGUGGAGAGAAAGAAGAUCUGUGGAUGGAAAAAUAAACUUCCAGGUGAAAAAAGAACAGUAGGGUGGGAGAAAUGAACUGCAGGGUGGAAAGAAUGCUGUACUUUUUCACAUGACAUGGUGCUAAUGAUUAACCAGCUUGCUAAAGUGAACAGUGACCUUCCUAGAAGGAUGGAGGAAGACUUUUUAGAGGUCCUCUGAACAAGUGAAUUCCCAGAAGAGGAGAUACUUAGAAUAUAUUUCUGUCGAGAUAACCUUCUGGCGCAGAGCAACCUCUUAAUCUGUCUUUCACGUAUUUGAAAAUCAUAUCUAGACGCUGAUUUGUUUAAAUGUUAGGGUACGAUCAAAGUAGAACUCAAUGAAUCGCUCCAUGUCGUUCCAUGGAUCUCGUUUGUUGGAGAAACUAUUCUUUUUAAGUAUAUCUCAUUUUUAUUCACCAUGCAGGUUUUUCUCUUUCAAGCCCCCAGGUUUAUUUUAUUUUUUGCCCACUAUGUGUGGAAGCACCAUCAGAAAAGAUGGCAGCACCCAGCAUACAGGAAAACAAAAACAUGAUAAACGGUUUGCAGUUAACAUACACCACUAAACAAUUUAGAUAGGACCAUUUACAAGCCGUUUUGAUCCUAUAGUCAGAAGGAUGCAACAAGUCCGCUGUAAUCAAAUAGGCAUACACUUUAUACAAUUGGUAAGGCCAUCAACUCCACUAACCCUAAGUGACAAUGUCCUGAAAACGAAGUGGCUGUCUCACCAAUCCUCCAGAACGAACCCCGUCUGUUGUGGCUCACUGUUGGCCAUCAGCUGAACCGACCCUGUGACCCCACAUCCUGCAGUGAGGAGAAGAGGAGAAGCUGUAAGUCCACUCAUGAACCAGCAGGCCUUGGCAGUGUGGGUUACAGUCCAUCAUAUUGGACCAGCUGUUCCUGUCCAGUAGAGUCAAAAGGAUGGCUAAAACGACACGAUCUUUGAUGAAAUGCUGUGCCGUAAAAAGAGGAUUGUAUUUUAACGGUAUUUUUUGUUGUUAAUGUUAACAGUGGUUUCUUUGUAUUCAGGACUUGAAUGCUACAUGCCACUGGUUAUGGUUAGUUUAAUGGUUGUUUAUUUUGAUCAGGUUGAGCAAGAGCUCCAGCUCUUUUAAAUCCCCAUGUUGACAGGAUCCUGUGAUGGUGUGGUGUGGGAGAAUUUACAUUUACACUUACGGCAUUUAGCUUUUCUCCAAAGAGACCUGCAAUAAGUACAUUUGUCAGAAGAAAGAGAAACAAUAUAUCUCUGUCGGUACAGUCAGGGUGUUCAUUGAACCAAGGGCCAAGCACCAGAGGUGUUCAGUAACAAAGUACAAAUACUUUGUUACCUUACUUAAGUAGAAAUGUUGGGCAAUUAUUUUUCAGCCAAAUUUUUACUUCUACUGCUUACAUUUUCGAAAUGAAGAAGGUACCCACCCAGUCGAGAAGGCUGAUCCAAAUUUUAGUUGCAAAAUCUGCGGAUGUCCUUGAAAAAUAUCGAGAAUAAAUAACAAUAAUAACAUUGUUCAUGGUUGGCCUAAUAAUGUAGGCAUUUCGCAACUAAAGAGCCUUUUAUUACCCUCUAAACCCCUAUAAUGCACACUGAAUGAAGAAUAUCCAAGUUUCUUCUUUCCUAGCCAAAGUUAAAGGGGAGUCACAUAUUCUGUCAGGCUGAGCUAUCGACCUGCCAAAAUAUGUAUCUCCUUUUUAUUGUACUAAAAUGCGUUCAUUUUCAAUAGGCAUAAAUACGGCUGAAUGAGUUGCAUUCCAAAAUGUUAAACUUUAACAUUUUAAUAAAAGACAAAGGGCGGGGUAGUGCACUAAAGGCCCCUGUGGCCUAAGCUUUUGUCCAUAAUGGCAUUUUUUCCCUUACAUAACCAUUACUUUUACACUCAUUUUACUUGAAUAAAAAGCUUGAGUUGAUGCUUCAACUUCUACAGAAGUAUUUUUCAACACUAAUAUACGAGUAAUGAAUGUGAACACUUUUGACAGAUUGGCCAAGCACUAACAAUCACUAGGUUAACCCAUUCCCCGAAUACAACCAAGAUAGUUAGGAAAGAUGCUACGCAAUACUUUUUUUUGUGCUACAUUUAACUUUUUACAAUAUUCAACAGUACUUAGGUUAUGAAAGAAAAAUGUGUGUGAGCUUCUGAAUAACUACGAGAAAAAUAAGGAAUUACCUGAGGUUCAUUGGUUCGUUUUUUUCUUCUAAAGACUCUAGAUCAAUGAGCAGUAUCGGUAUGAGUAGUAGUGCCAUUAAAAAGAAACGAACGAUACCCAUCCCUACUACGAUAAUGUGUGUGAUCAGAGCGAUGGUUGUAGUCAUUGAACUUUGCUCCUCAUGCUCCACUGGGGUGUAUCAAGGGCCCCUUGAUUUUAAAAGGGGAGACAGCAGGGGAUUUCAUUUGUUCAUUAGUAAUUUGCCAUUUUGCUUUUAUUCUUGCUUCGCUAAGCUUUGAAUAACUGGAGCCAGCCUCUUCAUGUUCUCGAGAAUUACAUGCUCGGUAUCCCGGAAGAAAGAUAUUGUGCAGUGGGUCGAGGCCAGGGUGUUUAAUGUCUUUUAAAGAUUGAAGGUUGGAAAGUAGAUGGCAAGGACGAACAUAUAGACAGUAAAAGUGACAGAUUGAUUUGCUAAUUAUUUGUAUAAGGUCUGAAAACCACACUGCGCAUGGCGUGGUCCCAAAUUAAGUCGAAGGCAAACCAUGCAUUCAAAGCCAAUGGAGGUGAGUGUUAUCAAAUGUGGAUUUGAAUACAGCCAAUAUGCAUACACGCCGGCGGGUUCAGCCGGACAGCGGUAGUUUGACACGGUAAAUGACUCCAUACUGCGUAGAAUACGAGCAUAGUAUCUGUCUCAUGGAUAGGUCGCCUGAUUGGUGGACUUCGGACCAAGGGAAAUGAGGAAGGCCCAAUGGGAAGAAAGGAAGCAGCACUCCCUGGCAGUAGUGUUGCUCCAGACCACGGUGGUGGGAUGCCGCUGUUCAAAGCCUGUCUUCUGUCCCUCCAGCUGCUGAUGGGGCCCAGCCUCGCGGUCGCCAGCGUGUUCCUCAGCUUCAGGGACUGCAGCCACUUCUUCCACAAGCGCACUCCCCCGCUCGGCGUCCACGGGGCUAGCUUAAAGAGCAUCUGCCAGCGGUUCCGGGACAAGGCGCGCUACGCUACCCUGUACGACAGCGGCCGCCGCCUGGCGCUCUACUCCGCCUACGUCUUCAAGAAGUCGGACGGACAGGGCCGGGCGGACACGCCCUGGAUGUACGAGCCGCAGUUGGUCUCAGAGGACGGCGGAGACAACAUGAGAGAGCUUCCCCUCAGCGACGACGCCCUGGCACUGGAGGACAGCCAGGCCGUGCUGGAGGACUACACCGACGCCGCGGGCCACGAGAGGGGUCCCCUGAACCCCGACCAACAUCAGGCCGAGCCCGACGACAAAUCCUCCACCUACACGCUGACCAACGUGGUGCCGCUAGCCACCGCCUUCCUGGACGCCUGCUGGAACCCCUACCUCGACACCAUCCGCCGCCGCCUCAACAACUUCUGCCACGGGAACUCCUAUGUGGUCACCGGGGCGACCGUGUCGGGGUCGGCGGCGUUGUGGCGGGAAAGGAGGGAGCGAGUGGCGAUCCCCAAACACCUGUGGCUGGCGUACUGCUGUCCGUGGUUUGACCGCAACUCGCCGCACGAGGUGAGGUUCAUGUUUCCCAGCUACGGGAGCUACGCACUGAACCAAGCGACGGGUAACGAGGUGGUCGAGGUCCCGCUCAAGGACCUGGAGAGCUUUCUGACGCGCCAGACCGACGUGGACCACGACCUGGCCGUGUUUCCUAAGGGCUGCUUGGCUGAAGACCUCUUCAAACGUGGGAGAAGGCAGAAUCCAUGAGCCUGAUAGACAUCUGUCAAGAUAUAUGGGAUGAGAUGGGAGCAGUAUAUAUAUAUAUAUAUAUAUAUAUAUAUAUAUAUAUAUAUGGUGUAUAUAAUGGACUUGAAACAGAAGAAGCGUCAAGUGUUGAAGAUGAAAAAAUAAAUCAACAUAAAUAACUCAUUUUUUGUGUACUACGAGGGGGGGCACAGAAUGUUUUAAAGUGUACACAUUCAAAUUCUUCCAUUGUUUCAAUAAUUCAGUUGUUACUGAUUUUAUGUUUCUUUAAGUACAGCAUUGUGUUGUAUGUACAGACAUGUAAGGCUUUUUUAAAUGGGAUCCAAAUACUUGACAUGCAGGGAUUAAUUUUAUGUUUGUUGUAUUCACCCCUUUUCUAUUGUCAUUAUUCUCCAUUUUUUAAGUGAAGCCUUGUGACUUGAAAGAUGCUAUUCCAAUAAUUAUAAUAAAAUCAUGCAUUAUGAUUCAUUCAAUUAAUUACUAAAUCCACUAAAUAGGGGUGUGGGGCAAUAAGUUGAUAAAAACACGAUUCUGCAGCAGUGGUCACCUCCUGUUCCGAUUCAGGUAUAGAAAGAUACGCAUUACAGGUAACUUUUUCAUGCAGAGUGAGGUCCAAAAUAGGCCUAAACAGGCGUGUGUCUAAACAAUGUGUAAUAUAUUUAAAUUGGCAUUUAUUGGCAAGUAUAUCCUUUUGGCUUCAAUAGGCAUUAUUGUGGAUCGUUUUUCUCUGAUGUGUUCAAUGCUCACAUUUAUAUGCAAUCUAAAAUGUGCUUAUGAAGUAAAGCAGUAAGUAGUCUUUCU
Messenger RNA from Gadus macrocephalus (Pacific cod), 4765 nucleotides. RefSeq names its product endonuclease domain-containing 1 protein. Lineage: Eukaryota; Metazoa; Chordata; Actinopteri; Gadiformes; Gadidae. The record is from RefSeq and is a predicted model, not a curated record. Gene Ontology annotation, molecular function: metal ion binding; hydrolase activity; nucleic acid binding. The coding region runs from base 3002 to 3967 and encodes 321 amino acids. The transcript has 2 exons.